AUGCCACGCCGCUGCUGUGUAUGGCAGCUGCCGCAGAUGCUGCUGCUGUUGCCUUUGCUGCUGUUGCUGCUUCAGACUCAGCAGCAGCAGCAGCAGCAGCAUUUCUUUUUAAUCCCAGGUGCUGCUGCAACUUCUGCUGCUGACGCGCCCUCAGCCACGCCUGAGGCAGUAAAACCAGCAGCAGCAACAGCAGCAACAGCAACAGUACCUGAUGCUGCUGCUAUUGAAGGCACUGAACACGCGGCACCGGUGUCAAAGGUGUCUAUAGGAGCUCCAGAGCAGUCCGAUGCUGCUGCCGCUGCAGCAACACCACCACAAGCAGCAACAGAACGCCCCCCCUCAAGUGGAGAGGAGCCUUCUACUGCGGAGUCUGCGGCUGCAGCAAUGCUUGCUGCAGCAGCAGGACCUUCAUCAUCUUUUGUACCAUCUGUAGAGCAGGGGCAGGAACAACUGCAGCAGCAGGAUCAGGAGCAGAGGCAGCAGCAGCAGGAGGCUGCUGCGGCUGCGGCAGCUGCGGACAGUGCGCAGAAGGCAGCAGCAGCAGCAGCAGCUGCUGCUGCUGCUGCAGAUGCUGUGUCUACUGGCCUUUUGCAAGCAGACGUCACCAGCUCUCCUGCAACUCCAGCUGCAGAAGCAGAGAAGGCAGCGGCGGCGGCAGCAGCAGCAACGGAAGAAGCAGCAGAUGCAGAAGCAGCAUCAGAAGCAGCAGCAGCUGGAGAAGCAGAAGCAGCAGAUAACGAUGAUGACUCUUCCUUAUCUGUUGCUUUAUCUUCUCUUUCCUAUUUACCUGGUGCACUAGCAGAAAGAUUAAAGGGUGCUGUUCGUUUUGCUGCUGUUGCUGCUGCUGUGCUGAUGCAGCUCACACCCCUACCGACAAUUGCACGUUUAUUUUUCUCCGCCUGUUUGUGGCUCCUCUACGGCAUAUUAAGGGUAGACCCCACCAUCUUACUCCCUAAUGUAUCAGGUGUUAUAGCAGUCUUGCCUGCUGCAACAAGCAGCAGCAGCAACACAGGGACUAUCUUUGGCAGCAGCAGCAGCACCAGUGCUAUCUUUACAAUCAUCAUCAUCAACACCACCAGCAGCAGAGCUAUCUUUAGCCACCCCCGGAGCAGCAGCAGCAACAGCACCAGCACCAGCAAUUGUGUUUGUGUCUGUGUGUGUAUACAGGUGGAUGCUGCCGUGAAUGUGUUGUCAUACGCCUCCCCCUUGGCCUCGUUGCGAGUAGUAUUAAAGGAGCAAACAACAGCAUGCAUGCCUGCUGAGGUGUCUGCUGGUUUAUGUGUUGGCAUAGCCCAGUUGCUGUUGUUGGUGUUUAUACCUCCUCCUUCUCGUCAGGGUUUCUCUGCUGUCUGCAGCAGCAGCAACACCAGACGUCACACUCAGAAGGGUUGGUUUGGGGGGCCUCUAGGUUUCUUAAGGAAGGAUGACGCCAAUGGCUGGGGAGACAGCAGCAGCGACUGCAGUACAACUGCAUGCGCUACUGCAUGCAGCAGCCCCAGCAUCUGUGCGCUUUCUCCUUCUCUUCCGACACAUGAAGAACUGCUGCGCCAUUGUGCCUUAGAUGCUGAACAGGAACCUCUUGACGAAGACUUCCUAGAGUAG
Eimeria maxima is the source of this 1602-nucleotide messenger RNA. RefSeq names its product mtN3/saliva family domain-containing protein, putative. Bases 1 to 1602 code for a protein of 533 amino acids. The record is from RefSeq and is a predicted model, not a curated record. The transcript has 5 exons. NCBI's taxonomy places the organism in Eukaryota, Apicomplexa, Conoidasida, Eucoccidiorida, Eimeriidae.